CAACUGGCGGCUUGCGUUUGCCAGGGGGUGACCCGCUGGAGCGAUGUGCAAGCUCUGCUAGAGAAAGGGACCUUCAUGCCAGAGCACCGGAUCCUCCUCAUCCUCCAUGGCAUCUGCUGUGGGCUGCAAGCCAUCCACAGCAAGGGCUAUGCACACAGGGACCUCAAGCCCACCAACGUGCUGCUGGAUGAGGAUGACCGGCCUGUGCUGAUGGACCUGGGCUCCAUGAACCAAGCUCGCAUUGAAGUCAACAGCUCUCGGGAGGCCAUGGCCGUGCAGGACUGGGCUGCCCAGCGUUGCACCAUCUCCUACCGUGCCCCCGAGCUCUUUACGGUGCCGAGCCAGUGUUUUGAGCGCACCGAUAUCUGGUCCCUAGGCUGUGUGCUGUACUGCAUGAUGUAUGGGGAGGGCCCCUACGAUGCCAUCUUCCAGAAGGGUGACAGCGUGGCUCUGGCGGUGCAGAACCCCAUCGCCAUACCCUCCACAACCAGGUGA
Molecule: messenger RNA, 495 nt
Organism: Antrostomus carolinensis (chuck-will's-widow)
Lineage: Eukaryota; Metazoa; Chordata; Aves; Caprimulgiformes; Caprimulgidae
Gene: STK16
Product: serine/threonine kinase 16
Biological process (GO): protein phosphorylation
Cellular component (GO): cytoplasm; Golgi apparatus
Molecular function (GO): protein serine/threonine kinase activity; ATP binding
Source: RefSeq, a predicted model, not a curated record